Molecule: messenger RNA, 1605 nt
Organism: Daucus carota subsp. sativus
Lineage: Eukaryota; Viridiplantae; Streptophyta; Magnoliopsida; Apiales; Apiaceae
Product: G-protein coupled receptor 1
Exons: 9
Coding region: 91-1056 (321 amino acids)
Biological process (GO): adenylate cyclase-activating G protein-coupled receptor signaling pathway; cell surface receptor signaling pathway
Cellular component (GO): plasma membrane
Molecular function (GO): G protein-coupled receptor activity
Source: RefSeq, a predicted model, not a curated record
AAUUUGUUGUAAUGAAAACCCUAGACACAAUAAUUGGACAAGAUUUCCAAAAAGCCUAAUUGAAUUCACCGUCGGACAUCGCCGGCGGCGAUGGCGUCAUAUCAGGCGAUGAUGGGGAACUUAACGGCCGAAGAUCGCCGGAUUCUGACGUCACUGAACACCGGAGCAUCAAGUCUGUCAUUAUUAGGAUCAAGUUUUAUUGUGCUUUGUUACCUUCUUUUGAAAGACCUUCGCAAGUUCUCUUUCAAACUCGUCUUCUUUCUCGCUCUCUCUGACAUGCUAUGCAGCUUCUUCAGUAUAAUUGGGGAUCCAUCUAAAGGGUUUUUUUGUUACGCCCAGGGAUAUAGCACCCAUUUCUUUUGUGUCGCUUCUUUUCUGUGGACUACUACAAUUGCAUUUACUCUUCAUCGUACUGUUGUUAGACACAAAGCAGAUGUAGAGGACUUGGAGCCUAUGUUUCAUCUGUAUGUUUGGGGAACUUCAUUAUUGAUGACUGUGAUGCGCUCCAUUAGUAAUGACCACGAGCAUAUAGCUCGUGUAGGUGCAUGGUGCUGGACAGAGUCAGGACGUGCAGCAAAGGUUGUUCACUUUGUAACAUUUUAUGCUCCACUAUGGGGUGCAAUUAUCUUCAAUGGAAUUACCUACUUCCAAGUGAUACGAAUGCUUAACAAUGCAGCCCGUAUGGCAGUGGGUAUGGCAGAUCGAGCAGUCCACACAAAUGCACGAACAGACAUGAAGGCACUAAACCGGUGGGGUUACUACCCACUCAUUCUUAUUGGUUCGUGGGCUUUUGGCACAAUCAAUCGCAUUCAUGACUUUAUUGAGCCAGGCCAUAAAAUCUUUUGGCUUUCAGUUCUUGAUGUUGGUAUGGCUGCACUUAUGGGUCUGUUCAACUCUAUUGCUUAUGGGCUCAACUCUUCCGUAAGAAGGGCGAUUCACGAAAGGCUGGAUUUGUUACCGGAAAGUGUCAAGAGAUGGUUGCCUAAGAUGGCAAAGAGCAGAGGCCAACAGGAAGAAAGUGAACUGUUAUCGUUAAAAAUUCAGGAUCAGCAAUAGUGAUAUGAACAUUUUUUCUUUGGUCUAACCCUGUGCAAGAGUGUGAUUUUGUAUGUAAUUGCUCACCACGAUUUUUUGAUUUGAGAAACAAAAUUGAGAUUGAUAGAAAAGACCAUGGCACCCAUAUCAACUGAGAAGAAGAAACUAUUGUCUUGAUCUUGUAUUCUUCAAGAUGAUACGGAAUGAUGCUAUAUGUCCCUGUUGUCCCUUUUUUGUAUUUGGCGAUGUGUUCCGUAGCAGUUCACCGAUUUGGGAAGAUCUUUGGUGGUAAUAACCAGUUAAUUAGGAGAGUAGAAUUUCUGACAUUUGUAAAUUAUUGUAUUUGGCAAGUAAACACAGCUAUUGCCUGUCAUAGAAUCAGUAUGUAUAAUGUGUACACUGUACAGAUGAUCGUUCAGCUUUUUUUCCCUCCCUUCUCAGUUCUCACUGCCGCAUUUCUGUAAAGGCUGAGGCCCGUUUUGCAUUCUGUUUGUUGAUAGCCUGGUACAAUUUGUAUUGUAUGCUACCCGAAAUCGUAUGGGCGUUGUAUAAAUAUUUUAUUUUUCUUUA